AUGCCUCUGUUACUCAGUUGUCCGCCGCCAGUCCAGAUGCCUCGACACAAGCCCGCGUCGGUGGUGCUAACGCUGCUGUUGGUGGUGCUCUUGAUGCUCAUCCACCACCACUGCCGCACAGAUGCUAGAUUCGUGCCCAGUCCGCCAGCGAUACCCAGUAUUUGCAAAAAACCACCGCCACGUUCGGAGGGCGUUUGUGCCAUUGAUAUCGAGGGGUUCUAUUACGAUCCGAUAACAUUCGACUGUAAGAUGUACAAGAUCGGUGCAUGCCACUUGAUUCGUGGCCAGAGUUUUGGCAGUCAGCAGGAUUGCGUUUCCACCUGUAUCCAUGGAAUACGCCGGAAUCAUGACUUUUAUGUGAACGAGUAAUAUAAAUAAAUACGUAAACAAAUGUACCAGUAA
Drosophila santomea is the source of this 402-nucleotide messenger RNA. RefSeq lists its product as uncharacterized. Lineage: Eukaryota; Metazoa; Arthropoda; Insecta; Diptera; Drosophilidae. The record is from RefSeq and is a predicted model, not a curated record. Gene Ontology annotation, molecular function: serine-type endopeptidase inhibitor activity. Bases 1 to 369 code for a protein of 122 amino acids. The transcript has 2 exons.